Coffea eugenioides is the source of this 3725-nucleotide messenger RNA. Its product is annotated as putative disease resistance protein At3g14460. The transcript has 2 exons. The record is from RefSeq and is a predicted model, not a curated record. NCBI's taxonomy places the organism in Eukaryota, Viridiplantae, Streptophyta, Magnoliopsida, Gentianales, Rubiaceae. Gene Ontology annotation, molecular function: protein binding. Bases 169 to 3648 code for a protein of 1159 amino acids.
ACGGAAAGGCAGACCUUUUGUAUCUGUUCAAUUAAAAAAUGAGCAGGACUCAUCUUGAUAAUCACUUAUAAAUACACAGCCCUUGCAACUUCAUCAGUCACUCAGCAAAAACUUUUCUUCCUCACUUCAAAACUUGCCAAAAAAAAAAGCAUUUCUGCAUCUGAAAGGAUGGCUGAGAAUCUGCUUAUAAGUGCAUCCGUGGAGGUUUUACUGCAGAAAAUAUUCUCAGUCACUACUGAAAACAUUAACCUUGUGUUUGGUGGUCCUCAAGAAAUCUCAUGCCUAAUGGAGUAUUGGUUUUCCCGCUCCAGUGAAGAGACUAAUGUUGUGCAGGCCAUCAGACAAGAGUUGGAGGAAUUGAAAGGAUCUUUAUCCAACAUCCAAGCUGUCUCACAGGAUAAUCUGAGGCUGCAGGACAAGGCUGUGAUCGUUACGCUUUGGCUGCAUAAACUUUCUGAUUUAGCCGAUGAUGCUGAUAAUGCUUUGGCAGAGUUCGGCUAUCAAAUUCUCCAGCAUGAGGUGGAGAUGCUGAACCAAGAAAAACCAAAGGUAAGUCUCUUCUCCUGUCACUCUGAUAAGAAGGCCUUUCGCCAAGAAAUGAUGCCUAAAGCAAGAGGCAUCAGUAAUAAGCUGGAGAUGAUCAAUAAAGAAGUGAAAGACUUUUUAGCUUCUGAGAAAUAUGGUGUCACAACUGCUUCUUCCCCUCAGGUAGAUGUAGUUCAGGAGGUUGGCUUCUUGAUUGCUGACCUGAAAAUCACAGAAAAUGAGGAAAAGACAUCUAUAGAAAAUUUCUGGUCCAUAAUAAAAGAAAAGGCAGGUGUAAGUGAUGAAAUACCAAUAGGCCUGAAGGACAUAGGAAGGCACAUUGCAGAAAAGUGUCAAGGUCUGUCUUUAGCAGCAAAUUUACUUGGAGGUUUGUUACAAAACAAAAGAAGGGAUUUCUGGUUGUCAAUUUUAGAAAGCGGGGUAUUAGAUAAAGAAGAUGUAAUCUCUGCGAUACUCAAAUUGUGCUUUGAAAAUCUGCCAUCUCCAUUCCUCAAAAGAUGUUUUGCAUUUUGUUCGAUGUUUCCAAGGAACUCUGUUAUAGAAAGGGACCAGCUAGUCCAGCUUUGGAUGGCUGAAGGAUUUAUUGACCCAGGGUUGGGGAUUUCUGUGAUGGAGGAAUUAGGAAAUCAAUACUUUGACACUUUGUUGCAGAAUUCUUUACUUGAAAUUGCAAGCAAGGAUAACUUCAACAAAGUAACACAUUGUAAACUGCAUAAUCUUGUCUAUGAUUUUGCAUAUUCUCUGUCAAGCUUCGAGAGCAUCACCUUCGGUGAAAGAGAUCAAGAUGACAUUCGUCAGAUUCAACACCUUGCAUUGGAGUCGUUUACAGAGGAAACCAUGAAGAUUGCCAAGGAGAAAGCAACAUAUUUGAGGACAUUAUUCCUAAAGAACAAUUUACCUGACAAUAACUUGUUAAAUGUAAACUUCUUGUAUGUUUUAAACCUCUGUGAUGCAGAUAUAGCAGAAUUGCCAGCAUCUAUUGGAAAGCUAAGGCAUUUAGAAUACCUUGAUCUCUCGAGGACAAACAUAAAGUCUAUACCUGACUCUGCCUGCAACCUUUACAAGUUGAAGACAUUGAGGAUCAUUGGAUGUAAUUCUCUUAAAAAACUCCCAAAAGAUUUCAAAGAUUUGCUAUGCCUGAGACAUCUUCACUUCUAUUAUAAUGAGUACUUCUCUAUGCCAUAUGAGUUUGGGCGAUUAAGUCACCUUCAAACACUGCCAAUCUAUAACGUGGGAAAGGUGUGUGGUCCUCCAAUUGGGGAGCUGAAGCACUUGAAAGAUCUCAAAGGCAAGCUGGAGAUACGAAAUCUUGAUCUUGUGAAAGACAAAAAGGAAGCUCAGCAAGCAAAUCUAUUUGAGAAACCGAAUUUGCAGGAGCUGGAGCUUCGUUGGAUUGAUCCUGAAAAAGAAGAAAGAGAAGGUCCAAACAACGAUGAGAAUGUGCUGGAAGGCCUUGAGCCUUACCACAAUCUGAAAAGCUUAAGGAUCGAACACUUCAAAGGUGACAGAUUCCCAUCAUGGGUAAUGAAGAUGUCUGUUAAAAGAGGCUCUUUGCAACUUAACAAUUUGGUGGAGGUAAAACUGGAAAGCUGCACAAGAUGCAAGGAAAUCCCAACACUAGGGACCCUACCGCUUCUCCAAAAUCUUGAGAUAGUUGACCUCUCAGAAGUUAGCUGCUUUGGAUCAUCAUUUUACGGUGGCAAUGGAUCAAAUACCAACACCAGUGAAACUCAAGCAACAGAAUCAUUCUUUCCAGCACUCAAAAGCCUCACAAUAGACCGCAUGCCAAGCCUACUAGAUUGGAAGGGACCAGAAGAAAUCUCUGCAUCUUAUGAAGCUAAGACGUUUAAUAGCCUCGAGAGAUUAUUUCUUAGAUGGGAUCCAAAGUUGAUGACUGCUCCAAGUCAUUUCCCUGCACUCAAGGUACUGAGGGUUGAAUCCAUCAAGAGCAGCUCGCCACUGGAGAGUAUAUGCAAUUCCAAGCUGACCACCCUCACAAGUCUCCAUGUUGAGGAUGUAGAGGAGCUAACUUCUCUUCCAGAUGAGUUGCUGGAAAACAACACCAACCUUUCUCAUCUAUGUAUUAUAAAUUGCCACUCUUUGACGAACAUUGUUCCUCAUAUGUCCGGUUGCAGUGCAGUGCUCCAAGAGUUGGAGAUCAAGGAAUGCGGGGCAUUACAAGAAUUUCCACCAGAAAUUUGUUCACUCAGAUCUCUCAAAAGGUUCGAGCUAUCAGACUGCCCUAGUAUCAAAUUAUUUCCAAAUUUGAAUGGACAGGGAGGCCUUCCAUCCCUUCAGAGCUUGACAGUUUCUGAGUGCCAAGGUUUGAUCAGUAUACCAAGUGAGGUAUUGGAGUCUUGCAAGUCUCUCCAAUACCUAUGGGUGACAGAGUGUGAAAAUCUCAUCGAGUUUUCUCCAAAUUUUCAACAAAUGCCUAACAUUUCAUUCAUGAGAAUUACUUCCUGCCCUAAGUUGAAUACCAUGCCCAAGGGGCUUGGUGCACUUAGCAACUUGGCUGACCUCAGGAUGGGUCCUCUUUCAAAUUCAAUGGAGUUUGAAACAUUCCAAACAUGUUUUACAGGGCUUCAACAGCUUUCUUCACUUGUUUCUCUAUUCUUAGUCGGGCAGCAUCACUGGAAUUCUUUGCCUGAAGAGCUUCAACACCUCACUGCUCUGAAAGAAAUGACUUUAGAUGAUUUUGGAAUAGAAGUUUUGCCAGAUUGGAUAGGGAAUCUUUCCUCGAUUCAAAAGUUAAAGCUCUCCAAUUGCCGAAAACUUGAGUCCUUUCCCUCCAAAGAAAUAAUGGAAGGCCUCAAGAAUUUGGAGAAGCUGGAAAUCGAGGACUGUGAUCUGCUAGCAAGGAAAUGGAUGCUGCAAAAUGAACCAGAUUCUGAGUGGUUUAAAGUUUCCCAUAUUAAGGAAAUCAUUCUAGAUUUUGAUGAAGUUUCAGAUCCAAUCAUCUGGAAUAUGAUCCAUUGGGAGAUGGAAAAGCCAAUGCAAAAAACAACUAACGAGGAGAAGAAGAAGAAGAACAAGAACAAGAACAAGAACAAGAACAAGAAGACAAAGAAGAAGACAAAUUCAAGUACUUCAACUAGCUGAAAAGUUGUAGUAGUUGUAGUAGAAGAUUGCCAAUAAGGAACAUGACUCAAAUUUAGAAGGUUUUGAACACUACCAGA